UCACAGUACUCCAAAGAUGCUGCUCAAAUUCUUAUCAGGUGGUCUUUGCAACGAGGAUUUGUGCCUUUACCCAAAUCCUCGCAGCCCCAUCGUAUCAUAUCCAACAGCCAAGUGUUCGACUGGAACAUCGAACUGACAGACAUGGCCAAACUUGACGCGCUGGAUCGGGGGAAGGAGGGCGCAGUUACAUGGAAUCCAGUCGACGUCGAU
Molecule: messenger RNA, 210 nt
Organism: Suillus paluster
Lineage: Eukaryota; Fungi; Basidiomycota; Agaricomycetes; Boletales; Suillaceae
Exons: 2
Molecular function (GO): oxidoreductase activity
Source: RefSeq, a predicted model, not a curated record